AUGUCAACUGAUACCGAAUACAAAUACCCUGAAUCCAAAGGAGAUUUGAACUUUCUUUUGAGCGAGUAUCAAAGAUUGAGUAAAAGUAGUGAAAGUGCCAAAGAACAACAUGAUGAAGGUAAAUUUACUGAUCCUAAUGUUAAUGCUAGAUUAACUAUUGAAAGUAUAUUUUAUAAAGUAAUUCAAAAUCAUUAUAUAUAUAGUAAAGAAUCAACCAAGUUCUAUGAUGAGUUAACUGUUAAUGAUAAUGAUGUUGAUUAUGAAUUAUUACAAAAACAAAUUAUAGGAUUACAAUUAUUAUCAAAAGAUUUAGAUUUACCUGAAGAUUUACAAAUAGAUUUUAAACAAACAUUAGGAGAUUUCCAAAUAACUGAAGAGAAUAAUGAUGAAUUAAUAUUUGAAAAUUCGGUGGAAUUCAAUGAUUAUAAUGAAAAAUUGAAGAAAUUAGGUAUAAAUGUUAAAGAUAUUCAACCACCCCAAGAUAAAUUAGGUAAUUUAACUACUGAACAAAGUAUCUCAUCCAAAAUAUCCAAUAGAAUCCAAGAUUUAGAAAAUGUUCCUUUAAGUUUAGGUACUUUCAAUAUUGGUGAGGAAAAUGAAGAUUAUUCCCAAUUACAACAAUUAAAAUUAAACAGUUUAAUUGAAUUAAAAUCUUUAAAAGUUUUAAGUAAACAAAAACAAUUGAAAAGAUUACUUAUAAAUUAUUUAUCUAUUGAAAAUUUAUCGUUUGAUAGUGAAUUAUCCAAGAAUUCAUUAAUAAAUUUAAUUAUUAGAAGUUUUAAUCAAAGAAAUAAGAUCAAACAGAAUGAACCAGAGAAAUUAGCUAUUAAAUUAGAUGAAAAGCAAAAAUUAGAAACUAAGAAAAAACAACAUUUAUUACAAUUAGAAAGAAUUAAACUGAUAAUUGAUUAUUGUUCAGGAUUAAUGGAGAAUAAAAUUAAUAAGAAUAAUCGUAAAAAUGGUAUAAUUAAGAAUAUUACUAAUUUCCAUAAUAUUAUAGCUAAAGAUGAAAGUAAGAAAUUAGAGAAAACUGCUAAACAACGUUUACAAGCAUUAAAAGCUAAUGAUGAAGAAGCUUAUAUGAAAUUAUUAGAUGAAACUAAAGAUCAUAGAAUUACUCAUUUAUUAAAACAAACCAAUACUUUCUUAGAUUCUUUAGCUCAAGCAGUUAAAGUUCAACAAGUUGAAAGUGGAGCAGAAAUUCCAAUGGAACAAGAAGUUAAAGAUCAAGAUAAUGAAGAUGAAAUUAGAGAAAAAAUUGAUUAUUAUCAAGUAGCUCAUAGAAUUAAAGAAGAAAUCAAAGUUCAACCUUCGAUUUUAAUUGGUGGAACUUUGAAAGAAUAUCAAUUAAAAGGUUUACAAUGGAUGGUUUCUUUAUAUAAUAAUAAAUUAAAUGGGAUUUUAGCUGAUGAAAUGGGUUUAGGUAAAACAAUUCAAUCAAUAUCUUUGAUUACUUAUUUAAUUGAAAAGAAACAUGAAGAUAAAUUUUUAGUUAUUGUACCAUUAUCAACUAUAACUAAUUGGACUAUGGAAUUUGAAAAAUGGGCUCCUUCAGUUAAAACUAUCGUUUAUAAAGGUAGUCAACAACAAAGAAGAGAUUUACAACCUGAAGUAAGAUUAGGUAGGUUUCAAGUAUUAUUAACAACUUAUGAAUAUAUCAUUAGAGAAAGACCUAUUUUGGCUAAAUUCGAAUAUAGUCAUAUGAUUAUUGAUGAAGGUCAUAGAAUGAAAAAUGCUGAAUCAAAAUUAUCAAUAACUUUAAGAACUUAUUAUAGAACUAAGAAUAGAUUGAUUUUAACUGGUACUCCAUUACAAAAUAAUUUACCUGAAUUAUGGGCAUUAUUAAAUUUCGUUUUACCCAAGAUUUUCAAUUCAGUUAAAUCUUUUGAUGAAUGGUUUAAUACUCCUUUUGCUAAUACUGGGAAUCAAGAAAGAAUUGAUUUAACUGAAGAAGAAAGUUUAUUAGUUAUUAGAAGAUUACAUAAAGUCUUGAGACCUUUCCUUUUAAGAAGAUUAAAGAAAGAUGUUGAAAAAGAUUUACCUGAUAAAGUUGAAAAAGUCUUGAAAUGUAAUUUAUCAGGUUUACAAUAUAUUUUAUAUCAACAAAUGUUAAAACAUAAUGCAUUAUUUGUUGGUUCUGAUGUUGGUAAUACUAAGAGUGGUAUUAAAGGUUUAAACAAUAAAAUCAUGCAAUUAAGAAAGAUUUGUAAUCAUCCUUUUGUUUUUGAAGAAGUUGAGACAGUUUUAAAUAGUAGUAGAUUAACUAAUGAUUUAAUUUGGAGAACUAGUGGGAAAUUUGAAUUAUUAGAUAGAGUUUUACCUAAAUUUAAAGCUAGUGGUCAUAGAGUAUUAAUGUUUUUCCAAAUGACUCAAGUUAUGGAUAUUAUGGAAGAUUUCUUAAGAUGGAGAGAAAUGCAAUAUUUAAGAUUAGAUGGUAGUACUAAAGCUGAAGAUAGACAAGAUAUGUUAAAAGUUUUCAAUGCUCCAAAUUCAGAAUAUUUCUGUUUCCUUUUAUCAACAAGAGCUGGUGGGUUAGGUCUUAAUUUACAAACGGCUGAUACUGUUAUUAUUUUUGAUACUGAUUGGAAUCCUCAUCAAGAUUUACAAGCUCAAGAUAGAGCUCAUAGAAUUGGUCAAAAGAAUGAAGUUAGAAUUUUAAGAUUAAUUACUAAUGAUUCAGUUGAAGAAGUUAUCUUGGAAAGAGCUCAUCAAAAAUUAGAUAUUGAUGGGAAAGUUAUUCAAGCAGGUAAAUUCGAUAAUAAAUCAACUGCUGAAGAACAAGAAGAAUUUUUAAAGAAAUUAUUAGAAGCUGAAACUUCUAAUGAAGAAAGUGAAGAAAAGAAUAUGUUGGAUGAUGAAGAAAUUAAUGAAAUUUUAGCUAGAAGUGAAGAUGAAAAAGUAUUAUUUGCUCAAAUGGAUAUUGAAAGAAAUAAACAAGAUAAAUUAUAUGGAGGGUUUAAGAAUAGAUUAAUUGGUGAACUGGAAUUACCUCCAGUUUUCACUGAAGAUAUUAGUCAUCAUUUUGAAAAAGAUACUAAAGAAUUAACAAGAAUGAGAAAUAAAAAGAGAGUUAAAUAUGAUGAUGGAUUAACUGAAGAACAAUGGUUAAUGGCAAUGGAUGAUGAUAAUGAUACAGUUGAAGAUGCCAUAAGAAGAAAAGAAAGACGUGCAGCUAAAAGAAGAAAAACUUUAGCAUUAAAAGAAGGUCUUGAUGAAGAUGAAAUUGAUGAUCUUGCUUUAGAUAUCGAUGAUGAUGAAGAUGAUGAUGAUGAUGAUGAACCAGAACCAGAACAAGAACAAGAACCUCAACCUCAACCUGAACAACCAAAAGAAGAAGAUUUCUCUGAUAAUCCUAUUAUUACCAAAGGACAAGAGAUUUUAAAUAAGAUGAAUGGUCUUACUAAUGCUAAUAAUGAAGAAAUUAUUGAAGUUUUCCUCAAAUUACCUUCAAGGAAAUUGUACCCUGAUUAUUAUAAAAUCAUUAAAAAACCAGUUUCGGUAAGUCAAAUUGAAAAAGCUUUAAAAUCAAAUAAAUAUUUUAAUAUUGAAGAUUUUAGAGAUGACAUUUUAACCAUGUGUUUAAAUGCUAAAACAUAUAAUGAAGAAGGUAGUGGAAUCUAUGAUGCUGCUACAAUCAUUGAAAAUUUUAUUAAUGAAGAACUCCCUGUGUAG
This is a messenger RNA of Yamadazyma jaroonii, 3672 nucleotides long. Lineage: Eukaryota; Fungi; Ascomycota; Pichiomycetes; Serinales; Debaryomycetaceae. The record is from the annotation of a GenBank genome assembly.